AGCGACGCCCCCGAACCCAGCUGCAGAAGCGGCCGCCACCUCCAACGUUCAAGGUAUCUCAUCUGAAAAGAAACCUGAGCCCCAGGGAGGCGGCGCGGGGCGACCCGGGAAGAGCUGGCGCGAACCGGGCGUGAGGGCAGUGGGCAGCGCUCGAGGAGCGAGGGGAGCUCGGCCGCAGAGGACCCUAGCGACCUGAUCCCGGGAUCCCGGCUCCACGCUCUCCUAGCAUUUUACAGAUUUUCCCCCCGCGACUAUCUCCCCAAAACGGAGCCUUUAUACCAAGAGACGGUGCGGGAGCUGGGGCAACCGGGACUUUCCCGGGCACCCAAGAUGCGCUCCAUCAGGAAGAGGUGGACGAUCUGCACAAUAAGUCUGCUCCUGAUCUUUUAUAAGACAAAAGAGAUUGCAAGAACUGAGGAGCACCAGGAGACGCAACUCAUCGGUGAUGGUGAAUUGUGUUUGAGUCGAUCACUUGUCAAUAGUUCUGAUAAAAUUAUUCGAAAAGCUGGCUCUUCAAUUUUCCAGCACAACGUAGAAGGUUGGAAAAUCAAUUCCUCUUUGGUCUUGGAGAUAAGGAAGAACAUACUUCGUUUCUUAGAUGCAGAACGAGAUGUCUCAGUGGUCAAAAGCAGUUUUAAGCCUGGUGAUGUCAUACACUAUGUGCUGGACCGACGCCGGACACUAAAUAUUUCUCAUGAUCUGCAUAGCCUCCUACCUGAGGUUUCACCAAUGAAAAAUCGCAGGUUUAAGACCUGUGCAGUUGUUGGAAAUUCUGGCAUUUUGCUAGAUAGUGAAUGUGGAAAGGAGAUUGACAGUCACAAUUUUGUAAUAAGGUGUAAUCUAGCUCCUGUGGUGGAGUUUGCUGCAGAUGUGGGAACUAAAUCAGAUUUUAUUACCAUGAAUCCAUCAGUUGUACAAAGAGCAUUUGGAGGCUUUCGGAAUGAGAGUGACAGAGAAAAAUUUGUGCAUAGACUUUCCAUGCUGAAUGACAGUGUCCUUUGGAUUCCUGCUUUCAUGGUCAAAGGAGGAGAGAAGCACGUGGAGUGGGUUAAUGCACUAAUCCUUAAGAAUAAACUGAAAGUACGAACUGCCUAUCCAUCACUGAGACUUAUUCAUGCUGUCAGAGGGUAA
Carlito syrichta (Philippine tarsier) is the source of this 1131-nucleotide messenger RNA. It is a transcript of the gene ST8SIA4, whose product is annotated as ST8 alpha-N-acetyl-neuraminide alpha-2,8-sialyltransferase 4. Gene Ontology annotation, biological process: oligosaccharide metabolic process; N-glycan processing. Gene Ontology annotation, molecular function: alpha-N-acetylneuraminate alpha-2,8-sialyltransferase activity. The coding region runs from base 331 to 1131 and encodes 266 amino acids. The record is from RefSeq and is a predicted model, not a curated record. The transcript has 4 exons. Lineage: Eukaryota; Metazoa; Chordata; Mammalia; Primates; Tarsiidae.